CUCUGUAGCAGCUCCCGAACUUUCCCGACGUGGCUUCCCGCUGGUGGGCGUGGUUCCGCGAAAGCCCCGCCCCAGCUAGCGCGCCGCUGCUCUGCCGUGCGCGCGCCCGCCUCGUCACUCAGCCAUCUUGAUUUUCCCGUCGUGAGAGGUCCCUGGCGGCGGGAGGAGGCGGAGGUGAGGGCUGGCCGAGGGGUAGGGGGUACCGGAGAGGGCGGGCACUUUUAUAGAGCCCUCUUCCCUUCAGCGGGAGGCUAAGAGGUUCCGGCCGAGAACGGCACCUGGCCAGAAGCGCUUAAACAUUCCAGGGCGGUGAAAGUGGCCUCAGAAUCGGAGACACUUUGAGAUCCCCCAGGUGGGCGGGGAGAAAGUACGUUUAGAGAUCCCAAGGGCCCCAGCCGGGUGAUGGGUUUAAGGUCCUGGCAGCACCCCUCGUACUUUUAUGGGUAGCGGUGGUGGAGAAGGGAAGAGCGCGGCUAAUCCGCAGAUAGGUACGGGGUGGGAGCAGGAGCAGGGGUCGUGAAGUCAUGCCUCCCUGCCCCCACCCCGGCAGUCUCGUCUCUUCUGACACGUGGAGGCGUCGACACCCAGGGGACCGGAGAUCCUGACUACGGGUUUCUCUGUUGAAGGCUCUUAAGGCGAAAUGGCACUUGAGAUCGGCCUUAACCGAUGGGAAAGACUUAAGACAUGGGCAGGGAACGGGUGAAAAGAUAAGGUUUGGUGGUAAAGCACCAGCAAUAAAGGGGAAACGGCGUGAGCAAAGGCUUGGCUGAGAGUGCGGGAUGUACUGAACUUGCUGGGAACCUAGGACCAUAGGUUUAGAGAUCUGGAAAGGACCCCAGCCACAACUUCAUUGUCUAGCACGGUGGUUGGAGCCCUGACUCCCGAGGCAGGAAGUCCUGAGCUCAAAUCCUGGCCUCAGACACUUACUUAACUGUGUGACUCUGAGCAGGUCAUUUCUCCUUUGCCUUGUAUUUCUCAUCUGUAAAAUGGGGAUAAUAAUAGCACUCACUUUACAGGGUUGUUGUGAAGAUGAAAUCAAAUAAACUAAUUUAUAAAGCUCCUGGCACAUAGUAGGAUGCUUAAAAAGUGCUUCAUUUCCUUCCCCUUUUACAGAUGUAGAAACUGAGGAUACAUAGAAGGGUUAAGUGACUUUCCUAGGGUCACAGAGAUGACAGGUGACAUGGCUCUGGUUCUAACCUAGGCCCUCUGAAUCCAGAUCCAGUUUGUGUUGGAUUUGAGGAGGUUGAAUGAGGCUAGAAAGUAGGCUUCAGAAUGAAGGCCUUAAUAGUCAAUUGUGUACAGAGAUAAUUAGUCCUUACUUUUUUUUAUAGGUAGAGGCAGAAAGUAAAUUGAAAAGGGAGGGAAAUUGAGGCAAAUUAAGUGGUUCAGUAGAUAGAGUGUUACACCUGGGGUCAGGAGAACUUAGGUUCAAAUGUGGCCUCAGAGACUUCCUAGCAGUGUAACCCUGGGUAAGUCACUUAACCACAAUUGCCUACCCCAUACCCUAGAGUGUUACUAAGUUAGAAAGUAAGGGCUUAAAAAAGGGGAGGGGGCGUCAAAAUAUACAUGAUAAGUAUUUUAGUAGCUUUUACAGAAGCAAAGUCACUUUAUUCAUUUAGAAAUGAUUGUUUUGGUAAUAGUCCACCUUUCUUAUUUUGUUUUUUAUAUCACCAACAUUCCCAGUAUUUCCUCUCUCCCUCAAAGAGAGCAGCCUUUUACAACAAAAAAAUAAAAAAGGAAGAAAGGCUCACAAACCCAACUCACAUGUUAAAAAGAAAAUUGACAUUGUGUUCAACAUUUUACUUCCAUCUUUCCUGAGAUCUUUGCAAAGGGGAAAGGCACAGUGAAGAUUCCUGGACCAGCUAUGGAGAAUUACCAGAAGGCAAGUUCUGUAGAGAAACCACUGGCUCCUCCAGUGCCAGGACUGCCUCCAGACACCUUAGAAAUGCGAGUCCGGGAUGGCAGCAAGAUCCGCAACCUCCUGGGCUUUGCAUUGGGCCGGCUAGAAAGUGAAUCUACUCGGCGAAUAGUGUUCACUGGUGCAGGACGUGCCACGGGCAAAGCUGUGACCUGUGCUGAGAUUCUGAAGCGCCGGCUGCCUGGCCUGCACCAGCUCACCAAACUGCACUUCCAGCAGACAGAGGAUGCCUGGGUCCCUGUUGUGCCUGAGGCUGGUCUGGACCCACUUACUGUACGACGACAUGUGCCAGCUGUGUGGCUUCUGCUCAGCAAGGACCCUCUGGAUCCUAAUGAGGGUGGCUACCAGCCUCCAGGUGCACCUCCUGGUCUGGGACAGCCUUUGCCCCGAACCCCUCCACAUACCCCUCAGCCCAAGAGGCGAGGCCCCCGGGCCUCAGGGCAUUGGCAAGGAAGUGGAGGUGGGAGCCGAGGAGAGACCUCCAGGAGACCCUGACCCCUGAGUGGAAAGGGGCCAGGAGCAGAUUCAGGAACAGACAUGUUGGUGACUGCUCUGAGGCUUUCUGUGUUUGCUUGAUCAAAGGAAUUCUCCACCCUUUCUCCUUCUUCUCCUCCCUGAAAAGUAUUACCACUGGUUUUAUCAACUGCUCGAAGCUAUUAAAUCCCUUGGAUUGGGAAUAGAAGGUUGUUUUCCCCAGGAAAGCAAGUGAAGAAUUGGGAAUAAAAGUUCUACUUACUCCAUUUAUGAAA
Molecule: messenger RNA, 2667 nt
Organism: Monodelphis domestica (gray short-tailed opossum)
Lineage: Eukaryota; Metazoa; Chordata; Mammalia; Didelphimorphia; Didelphidae
Gene: RPP25L
Product: ribonuclease P/MRP subunit p25 like
Biological process (GO): tRNA 5'-leader removal
Cellular component (GO): ribonuclease MRP complex
Molecular function (GO): RNA binding
Source: RefSeq, a predicted model, not a curated record